Messenger RNA from Oryza brachyantha (malo sina), 812 nucleotides. RefSeq names its product ricin B-like lectin R40C1. NCBI's taxonomy places the organism in Eukaryota, Viridiplantae, Streptophyta, Magnoliopsida, Poales, Poaceae. The coding region runs from base 216 to 713 and encodes 165 amino acids. The record is from RefSeq and is a predicted model, not a curated record. The transcript has 2 exons.
UUGGCCAGCUAGCUGGGCAUCGAUCCAUCCCAUGCGCCAAGUGGAAGCAUAUAUAGUAGGGAGAGGGUGAGCCCUUGGGAGCGUCUCUGAAAUUAAUGUCAAAUAUCACACCACACAGCAGAGCUCGAGGGCUUAUUACUUGAGCGCUGGAGCGUAAUUAGGGCUCGCUCCAGCAAUUAAGGCGAGGAAGAUCAACCGAAGAACGAGCAUAUAUCAUGCUAGGGGGACAGCCGAUGAGGAUAUACUGCAAGGGGGAUACAGGCUUGAACAUGGCCGUCCGUGGCGACAAGGUGCUUCUCGUCCCUGCCGAUUCCAACGACGAGUCUCAGCACUGGUUCCAGGAGAGCGACGCCGUGGGGAAGCUGACCGACGACGAGGAGCGGCCGGCGUUCGCGCUGGUGAACAGAACCACGGGGCAGGCCAUCGUCGCGGAUAGAAGCAAGCAGCUCGGGCUGGCUCCCUACAGCGGCCAUGUCGCCGUCGAGGUCCCGAUGCUCUGGUCGCUGGGCCGCCCACUCGCCGCCGGCGACGACGACGACGGCGGCGGGUUCAGGGAGAUCAGAAUGCUCAGGGACGUCAGGUACACCCUCAACGGCAUCAACGGCCAUGUCAAGCCGGGCACCGUCGUCGGGAUCUACACGUCGGAGCCAGCUUCUGUUCAUGCCGUCUGGAAGAUUGCUCCCGUCGACCUCCUAGAGCCGCGGAUCAGCUAGUGCUACGAUGAUUAGUUAAUUACGGACUCUUUAAUUAUGAACUGAUGAUCUGGUGCAGUGCAGUAAUAAUGGAAGUUAACUUAUCCGUCUUGUUUUAAA